Solanum stenotomum is the source of this 807-nucleotide messenger RNA. RefSeq lists its product as uncharacterized. Gene Ontology annotation, molecular function: nucleic acid binding. Gene Ontology annotation, biological process: DNA integration. The record is from RefSeq and is a predicted model, not a curated record. The transcript is spliced from 3 exons. NCBI's taxonomy places the organism in Eukaryota, Viridiplantae, Streptophyta, Magnoliopsida, Solanales, Solanaceae. Bases 1 to 807 code for a protein of 268 amino acids.
AUGGACUUUGUUGUGGGUUUGCCUACCACAUUGGGUGGUUAUGACUCCAUUUGGGUUGUUGUUGACAGGCUGACCAAGUCUGCCCACUUCAUUCCGGUUCGGGUGAAAUAUACGGCAGAGAAGUUAGCCGAGCUAUAUAUCAGUCAGAUUGUGCGACUACAUGGGGUUCCUGUUUCUAUUAUAUCAGAUCGAGGUUCACUAUUUACUUCUCACUUCUGGAAGGCAUUACAACAUGGUUUGGGUACUCAGCUAGAUAUGAGUACAGCCUUUCACCCUCAGACAGAUGGUCAGUCCGAGCGGACGAUUCAGAUGGCCCCAUUUGAGGCGUUGUAUGGCAGACGAUGUAGGUCUCCGAUCGGUUGGUUUGCUUCGGCAGAGAUGGAAUCUUUGGAUACUGACUUGCUUAGAGAUGCUAUGGAGCAAGUCCGUAGGAUUCAGUAUAGACUGUUGACAGCCCAGAGUCGACAAAAGAGUUAUGCAGACCGGAGAGUUAGAGCCUUAGUGUUUAUGGAGGGCGAUCAUGUUUGGCUUAGAGUGUCACCUAUGAAAGUUCAUCCUGUUUUCCAUGUCUCUAUGCUUCGGAAGUAUAUUCCGGAUGAGUCACAUGUGCUUUCACUCGAUUCAGUGGAGUUGGGUCUAGACUUGACAUUUGAGAAGGAACCUAUAGCUAUAUUGGACAGGCAGGUUCGAAAGCUUAGGACCAAGGAGAUUGCUUCAGUGAAGGUGCAAUGGAAGCACCGAUCAGUGGGAGAGGCAACUUGGGAGACAGAGUCUGAUAUGCGUGCCAGAUAUCCUCAACUUUUUUAA